This is a messenger RNA of Biomphalaria glabrata, 1733 nucleotides long. RefSeq lists its product as uncharacterized. The transcript is spliced from 3 exons. The record is from RefSeq and is a predicted model, not a curated record. Bases 136 to 1053 code for a protein of 305 amino acids. Lineage: Eukaryota; Metazoa; Mollusca; Gastropoda; Planorbidae.
CACCAAACUACACAGAACGGCCUAGCCGUGGUGGGGUCACUGGUUUAAAUAGAGUGCAGGCCACCGAGUGUGUCAGUACUUUUUUUUCUUCUUCAGAGUCGCUGAUCGCCUGGUUCGUUUCGCGAUUACUUCUUUAUGAUAGUCUCACACGGAAUGGUCAACUCGACAAAUUGUAGCAGUGAGAUGGCCUCAGCUACACAAUGCACAUGCGGGAACAAGGACAAGACAGCUAAGCCUAAUGUGAAUAAAGUGACCAGUAGAUGGCAGGGUCUGAGAUGUAGACUUCACUCAUUACUCCCAAGCUUCAGACAACAAAGUUCCAGUCAAGUGUUAAAAGACAAAGAUAAAAUGGAUAUACCACGUGGUGGUGCCUGCAGUGCACCUGAAGCAGAUGAAUCCGUUUGUUUAGUUCAUUCAAAUGUAAAUAUCAACCCAGUUACCUCAGAUGUUACAGAUUCAGUGCUUUCAGCUUUACAACAGUCCAAAUGUGAUAACCUAUCUUUACUCCAGCCAGAAUGUGAUACUCCAUCUUUACAUCAUACAGAUUCUUGUCAUUCAUCACUACAGCAGUCAACUUCUGAUUCCGGUACGUUACCAGCACAGCUGCCAGAGCCAACUGGUGUUCAUUUAGCGGACUCUGUUCGCUCCUCUGCCCAAGAAUCCCCUCGUUCCUCCUUACAGAGACAGCAGAGAAUCUGGACAGCGUUGAACAUUGCGGAAAUGAACAACAAUUCACAGACCAGCUUGUCUCUCAAUGACCCGCAAGACGAAGCAGAGGCUGUGCACGAUGCCUCAGAUGAGGCACCAACAGAAGGGAAUGCUGUGUUCCUGUUUGACGACUUAAUUGAUCAUGACUACAGCACUGCCCAAGAAGAUGCCCUCUUCGGGGGUGUGCUCCGCUGCAUUCUGGACAACAUGACCGUUGGUCAGCUCUACGCCAAUUUGCACAAAAUUUCCCUGGAGGACAAGCAGCCAUUAGAUGAGGGUGAUGAUGAUGUGUUUGAAAAUGUCUGGUCAGAUGAUGAGACAUCUUUGUCUGCUCCUUGUACUUAACGAUAGUGUUAUCUAGUUAACAUUAAGUCUGUGUAUCUGUUUGUUCAAUAUUGUCGUGGACAGAUGUCAUUGUUUCAUUGUCUUGUUUGUUCCUUUUCUUGUAUUUUCAUUUUUUUUUUUUAAUCAAUGAUUAUUUUAGUGUUAGCAAAUAGUUAUUUCAGAAUGUUUCUUGAAGUCAAUACAGAUGUGUGAUUUUCACUUCAUUGUUGUGCUUGUAUUUAAAUAACAAAUAGAUCAUUGUCAUUAAACACAUCUUGUUUCAGUACGUUAGGUUCAGGCCUUCCUGUUUAGAUGUCUCUAAAUCAUUUUUGCCAUAGGGGCCUUAACAUCUUGCUCAGUGAAUCUUCAUUGUUCAAAUUGUCUGUCAGGGUAUGCACCAGUUAUGGCUUGACACAAUGCUAUCAAUUACAACUUGUCAUUGUGGAGGCAUUUGAUCUCAUUUCAUGUUCUGAAGUGGGUAAUGAAACUAUAACCUUGUAUAAUUAUUUAUAUUUAAACUUUCCUAGUACAUAGAUACUCAAGUCUAGAGCUGACUAGAUUCAAGUAAUUUAAUUGUGGUGCUAAAAUUGCCCUGACCUAUGCAGUCGAAAGAUGAUUUACAAAAGUUUCUUAAACUGCAUAUCAAAACUUUUAUGAGCUGCUGUUUUAUGAAAAUUUAUGUAUUAAAUUUGUUAUAAAUA